AUGACAACAGGCAUGCUAUGGAUGUGGGCUAGGUCGCUUGUGCUGGUGGCUCUUGUUACUCUUCAUGCAGCCGUCUCGGUGGAUGGCUUGUCCGCCUGUGCUCCGUUUGUGGGCAACGGAGGCUCGCUCAUCGCCGAGUAUGACGGUAUCACCGCCAUGGCAAAGGGCGACUUUAACAACGACGGACGGCCCGACUUUGUCGUCCUCGGUGGCACUUUUUUCUCUGCCCAUCUCCUCAUGCAGCAGCCUGAUGGCUCGUAUGCGCAGAGCUCAAUCGUGCUCAACAUUGUGGCCAAGGAUGUUGCUGUCGGCGACUUUGACGGUGACGGCGCUGACGACGUGGCGCUCGCGAUCAACUCGGGCUCCGGGCCCGAUGAAGUGGUGUUCUACGCCAACGCUGCUCGGGACGGCAGCUCGUGGACAAAGGUCACCGUGAGCUCGGGCACCCGCAGUGCGAUCUCCAUCGCCGCCGCAGACAUGGACGCCGACGGCGACAUCGACCUGGUCGUCGGCCUCGACCUCGGCAACAUCCUUCUGUUCAACAACACCAACGCCGACGGCACAAACUGGGCAUCGUCUGAGGUCACUGAUCUUGGCGACAGCAUCAAUGCCCUCGCCCUUGCAGACAUCAACUCUGAUGGCGCCACAGACAUCAUCGCCGCCGUCGGCUCGGUCGCCCCCUCCGAGGUCGUGUGGAUUCGCAACGUCGCUGGCGACGCCAGCUCGUGGUCCUUCCUCGACAUUGGCUCGGCCGGCUUGGACGCCUCCUCGGUUGCCAUCGCGGACGUUGACAACGACGGAGAUCUCGACGUUGUCGUCGCCCUCUACAGCGACAACAUCGUCGCCUGGUACCCCAACAUCGACACCGGCGCCAGCUUUGGCGCUCGCCUCGACGUUGCCAACAUUCAAGACGUUGAGUUUGUCGUCGCCGAAGACAUCGAUGGCGACGGCCUUGUCGACUUUGUCUCCUCUGGUCGCUACGUUGCCUACUUUCACAAGAACGCCGGUGCCGGCACCGCCUGGGCGCACCGCCUCGUCUCGGCUGCCACCAAUGGUGGCGGCCCGAUUGUCAUUGCUGACGUCAACAACGACACUCGCGUCGACAUAGUUCUUGGCCUUGAUAGCGACGAUCGGGUGGUCUGGGUGCAGAACUACGGUGGGAGCCCGCCGGCCGUCGCCUACGGUCCACAGGAGGUCGUCAUCGAGCCGACACCCGUUCGUGCCGUCGUUGCUGACAUUGAUGGCGAUGGCGACAACGACAUCGCCUACGCCGGCUUUGACAACAACGCUUGCGGCUUUGCCUUUGCCGACACGCUCGUGCUUCCGCGUGCCCUCGCUGCAGCAGACAUCGACAGCGACAAUGACGUCGAUCUGGUCCUCGCCAGCGAGACCGACAUUGCGUGGCAUCAGAACAACGCCGCUGCGGGAUGGGUCGCAAACACGGUCAACACGUCGACAGCCUCGGUCACUUCGGUGCAGGCUGUCGACAUCGAUGCCAACGGUACGCCCGACAUUGUCGCCACAGCCAAUGGCAACAGCCUUGUGUGGUAUCCCAACGCAGGCAGUGGCGUCUUUGCCGGCGAGCAGGUCAUCUCAGCCGCGCUUGCCAACCCGGACUCGGUUGCUGCUGCAGACUUCAACGGCGACAGCAAGAUCGACCUUGCUGUUGCAUACGGUGACUCGGUCGCGUGGCUCGCUGCGCUCGACGGCAUGGGUGCGUUCAGCCCUCCGCAGCUCAUCACCUCGUCCGACCUCACCACCGCUGUCUCCAUCACCACCGCAGACGUCGACGACGACGGCGAUAUCGACCUCGUCGUCGCCGGCAGGGCCAACAACCGCGUCGUUUGGCUCGCCAACACCAACAACGCCAGCUCGUGGAUGGUCAACGAGGUCACCGCCUCUGCGCCGGGAGUCUACUCGGUUGAGCCAGUCGACAUGGAUGGAGACGGCGAUCUUGACCUCCUGCUCGCCACAGCCGCCAACGACGAGAUGACGUGGUACGAGGCCGCCAGCCCGGGCGUUUUUGCCGGCUCAAAGCACGUUGUCUCGUCUGCCACCUUCCGCCUCCGCCAGGCCAUCGCUGCCGACCUUGAUUCUGAUGGCGACCUCGACGUUGUCGGAGUCUCGCUCGACUCGGGCAUCACCGCCCAUCAGCGCUGCUCCGCAUCCGAUGGCGCCACGCCGCCGCCGCCACCGCCGCCAAGCCCAGCUCCGGUUGCUGGUCCGCCGCCGCCGAGCCCGACUUCCGCCUCACCGCCGCCGCCAGCCUCGGCCACUGCUGGGCAGACCAACAUCUCGCCUAGCUCGGACGAUGGCAUGUUCAAGUCCCAGACAUUCAUCGGUGCCGCUGCCGCUGUCGGCCUCGUCGCCACGGUCGCCGUUGCUGCCACCAUCGUUGUCAAGAAGCGGCGUGGCGGGUCCUGCGGUGGGACGCAACGUGAGUCGUCCAAGCCUGCCACCGAUGCCGGCACCGGUACGGCCAUGGAGCUUGUCUGA
Molecule: messenger RNA, 2496 nt
Organism: Thecamonas trahens ATCC 50062
Lineage: Eukaryota; Apusomonadida; Apusomonadidae
Product: fibronectin type III domain-containing protein
Exons: 2
Coding region: 1-2496 (831 amino acids)
Source: RefSeq, a predicted model, not a curated record